AUGGUGUUCUAUCUCUGCGUCUUCAUGGGCUUUAUCCGCAUUGAUCGUUUUGAUCCUAAAACAUGGAUCAUACCUGGUGAUAACUCUAGAACCUACACACUGGAGAAAGAGCAGCUUUCACCUAGCAGAACUAUUUAUGACAGGAAGAAGAGGAUGAUUGAAAUGAAGACCGUUGCUGAUGUAAUUGAGGCCCUCAUUGGUGUAUUCCUUUGCUCUACCAGUGAAAUAGCAGCCUUAGCGUUUAUGGAGUGGCUUGGUAUUGAAGUUGACUCUAUUUAUGUGCCUUACAUAAGGCCACUCCCUGCAAAUCCAGGGGAGGUGGUCGAUCUCAGAUUUUUCGAGACUCGUUUGAAUCAAUACUCAUUCCAUGAUGCUUCUCUCCUUGUUGAAGCACUUACUCAUGGUUCAUACAAGCGACCUGAGAACCCCAGAUGCUAUAAGUUCCAUACUGCAGAAGAUAUCACUGGCAUGCCUUCCAGCAAAGAUAUUAUUGUGGAUCUUGCAGAAAAGUAUGAAGAAUCGCAGAAAUCUUGCAGAAAAGCUUAUUGUGGAUUAAGUCGACAGCAAAAUUGA
Messenger RNA from Coffea arabica (coffee), 573 nucleotides. Its product is annotated as endoribonuclease Dicer homolog 2-like. NCBI's taxonomy places the organism in Eukaryota, Viridiplantae, Streptophyta, Magnoliopsida, Gentianales, Rubiaceae. The record is from RefSeq and is a predicted model, not a curated record. Gene Ontology annotation, biological process: siRNA processing. Gene Ontology annotation, cellular component: cytoplasm; nucleus. Gene Ontology annotation, molecular function: ribonuclease III activity; RNA binding.